Aedes aegypti (yellow fever mosquito) is the source of this 1214-nucleotide messenger RNA. RefSeq lists its product as uncharacterized. NCBI's taxonomy places the organism in Eukaryota, Metazoa, Arthropoda, Insecta, Diptera, Culicidae. Gene Ontology annotation, cellular component: plasma membrane. Gene Ontology annotation, molecular function: odorant binding; olfactory receptor activity. The record is from RefSeq and is a predicted model, not a curated record. The transcript has a single exon. The coding region runs from base 49 to 927 and encodes 292 amino acids. Gene Ontology annotation, biological process: detection of chemical stimulus involved in sensory perception of smell; sensory perception of smell.
CAUUAGAGAUCCAAGCUAAAACCGGAAUAGACCAACCACUCCGGAGUAAUGGCAGUCAAAGAAAAUCCUUACGAGAGCUUCGAACGUAUCCUCUACUGGCAGCACUUGGUACUCAAGGUGAUGGGUGUGGAUGGAUUCGGACCGAACUUUCGACGUUCAGCGCUCACCUACUUCAUCGUUUUCCUAGCCAAUUUGUUUUUCGUGAUAUCUCUGAUCGAUUUAGUACUGUUUCGACAGGAUGUGUUCAACUUCACAUUUGUUGCGGUGACUAUUUUCUAUGCACUAAUUGGAUUAGGACGUUUGGCUGUUCUCGUGAGGCAUUUGGUUGCCCCAACCGUGCUUGUGCAAAGUAUGAAGACAGUAUACCAAGAUGCUGUACGAGACCCAAUGGAGACCGUAGUUCUUCAAAAGUACACUAACCAACUAAGGCAGUGUGUUAUAUUCUACACUGUAAUUUUUAUGGGUGGCGUAGUCUUGACCGCUUUGCUCCCAUUGCCAAUUUAUUGGUGGUCUGGUGAUAAGAUUUUGCCAUUCGGUGUUGUGCUACCUUUUGUUGAUCCCGAGAGCUCAGAUGGUUAUCAGUUGAACUACAUGUAUCAGGUUAGCUGUAUGCUUUGGACACCACCAGGAUUAAUUGCUUCGCAGAAUUUCUACUUCGCUUUGUCGUUUGCCAUUGGCAUACAGUAUGACGUGCUGGUGCUGAAACUUAAAGCAUUGGAUAAGCUCAUCGUUGAUAAUGUGGACGGUAGUUUGAACAGUGAAAUACGUAUCAAGUUGAUAAAGGUGGUACGAUAUCAACAACGUUUGGUGCAGUUCAUAUCCAACCUCGAAGAUCUGUACUCGUAUCAAACUUUCUUGGAAGUGGCAUGCAAUGCUAUGCAGAUUGUAAUGACGCUGUUUGUGCUACACAUUGUUAGAUCAAUGUAACGAGUCUGCAAAAGCUGUUAUCCUGUAGUCUGUUAUUUCUUUUCAGGAAUUUUGGUUUCCUGGAAUUUUGAUUAUGCUGGUGAGCACGUUUCAACUGUUUCUAUCGUGCAUGCUGGGAACAAUGAACGACGUCAAAAGUGAUCUAUUCAUCCAGGAGGUGUACGAUAUUUCGUGGCACGCAAUGCCCAAGCAAGAACAGAAAAUGUUGAAAUUCAUGCUAACGAAAUCACAACGGAUGCAGAAACUAUCCUGUGGUGGCAUGAUGGCGAUCAAUAUGAAUCUUUUCC